Ahaetulla prasina is the source of this 5070-nucleotide messenger RNA. RefSeq names its product TIA1 cytotoxic granule associated RNA binding protein like 1 (gene TIAL1). Gene Ontology annotation, molecular function: mRNA binding; DNA binding. The record is from RefSeq and is a predicted model, not a curated record. The coding region runs from base 890 to 1726 and encodes 278 amino acids. The transcript is spliced from 9 exons. Lineage: Eukaryota; Metazoa; Chordata; Lepidosauria; Squamata; Colubridae.
GUAAAAGUUAACUGGGCAACAACACCAAGUAGCCAAAAAAAAGAUACUUCAAAUCAUUUUCAUGUAUUUGUGGGAGAUUUAAGUCCAGAAAUAACAACAGAAGAUAUUAAGUCAGCAUUUGCUCCUUUUGGUAAAAUAUCAAUUGCUCAUAAGAAUGGACAGGAUCUUGAAGCUAACUGCAAGGAACUGUGCACACUGGAACUCAGUUGUAGAUUUUUUUCUCAUUUCUAUUUAUUCUUAUUAUACAUUAUUUAUAUAUACAUAUCUUAGUAUUUACAUUUUAACAUUCUAUAUUCAGUGCAGUUCUAUAUUUCCAAUCAUUUUAACUUACUCACUAAAAAUUAUGUGUAAAAUUUGUUGUCUUCAUAUUGGUGAACUUAGCAUUGUUGUUAGUUAUAUUCGCCUUUCUUAAAUUUCUGAAAAUGUCAAUUUUUCAAAAUUUACAGCUGCCCAAACUCCAAAAUGAUGGUAGAGAAUUGACCAAGAAAAAUAAAGAAAUCUGUUAACAGGCCAUGUAUGCCUUUUAAUUCCUAUUUUUUUCCUCUUUUUCAAUUUUUUAAUAUUUCAUAUUUUAUAUCACUAGGGAGAGGGCAUUUAUUUAGAAAAUGCAUGGUAAACAUAGUUAGAAAUGUUACAGUAAUUUAUAGUUCAGUAAACCUUAGAAGACCCUAGUCAAUAGAUAAUUAGAAAAGGAAAUUCUGUUCCUUUUAAAAUUUCAAAUUUGAACGAUUUAGUUGUAGAAAGUGCAGGAUAUAUUGAUAGGUUGCAUGUUUAUUACAUGUUAUUUUUUAUUUUUGUCCUACUGCUUUUUUCUAACAGGUAAAGAAGUAUUAGGCAGAAUUAGGAAUGGUUAUAGUUAGGAGUUACUGAGUUUAUAAUAGGGAAAACUAUGCUCACAAUACAGUGUGUGUGGUUCCUUUUAGUUUUUAUUUUGAAUAUCUAUAAUAUUUCCUCAUAUAACUGUGCUUCUCUUCCCAGGGAUGCACGGGUAGUUAAAGAUAUGACAACAGGAAAAUCAAAAGGAUAUGGUUUUGUAUCAUUUUAUAAUAAAUUGGAUGCAGAAAAUGCAAUUGUACAUAUGGGAGGCCAGUGGUUAGGAGGUCGUCAGAUUAGAACUAACUGGGCAACACGAAAGCCACCUGCUCCUAAAACUACACAAGAAAACAACACAAAACAGUUGAGAUUUGAGGAUGUAGUAAAUCAGUCAAGCCCCAAAAACUGUACUGUCUAUUGUGGAGGAAUUGCCUCUGGAUUAACAGAUCAGUUGAUGAGACAGACAUUCUCCCCUUUUGGGCAAAUUGUGGAAACCAGAGCUUUUCCAGUUAAAGGCUAUUCUUUUGUGAGGUUUUCAACUCAUGAAAGUGCAGCACAUGCUAUUGUUUCAGUCAAUGGAACUACAAUUGAAGGCCAUGUUGUUAAAUGCUACUGGGGCAAAGAAACACCGGAUACAACAAAAGAGUUCCAGCAGGUGGAGUACAGUCAAUGGGGGCAAUGGAGUCAAGUUUAUGGGAAUCCACAGCAAUAUGGGCAGUAUAUGACAAAUGGUUGGCAAGUGCCAUCUUACGGAAUGUAUGGUCAAGCAUGGAAUCAACAAGGAUUUGGUGUUGAUCAAACACCACCUGCAACCUGGAUGAGUGGAUUUGCUGCUCAGCCUGCCCAGGGACAAGCUGCUCCGGUAAUACCUAAUCAGGCUGGCUAUGGUAUGGCAAGUUACCAAACACAGUGAGCUUAGAACUCUUAGAAGUGUGAUUUCAAGACAGGUUUCAUUUUCCAGUGAUUUUUCUGAAGCCUGAAAUACAGACACUGGGGAGAAGAGGGAAAGGAGGCAAAACGGGAAAGAAACAGAGAAAGAAACAAAGAAUAUUUAUUUUGAAAAAUGAAAAUGUUUGGACCUUUAACAAAGCAUUUGCUUUGAUGAAGGACACAAAUAUCUUCAAUUUAUGCCUUUUUAAGUUUUGUUCAUGAUGGAUAUGAACAGGUUUUCUUUAUGUACAAAAUUUAAAAUAAAGUCAUUAAAAACAAUUCUGACUGCACAAUUUGGUAUAUUGGAAAGAAAUGCUUAACAUUGUGGUUCUUAGAUCCAUUCCAUUUUCUUUUGUCUUCAGCAUUUUAUAUCAGGUUUUGAGAAAAAAAUACAUUAAUGAUGCUUUUAAUUGAACAUUAAAUCCUGAUGUUUUUCUGUGGACCAAAGAUUGCAUCAAAGGCAACAGUAUAUUCUUCGUUAAUUUCAGAGCCAUCAUUCAGAAAAAAUAUUCAUGGAAAUAUUUUUUAAAUUAAUUUUGAAAUAUUUGAAGAAACUUAAAUCUGGUGGUUUGGUCUGAUCAACAUUGUUAUCUGUAGUACUAUCAGAUAUUUCUGUUCACAUUCAGAAGCAAACUAUAGCUUUUCAAAUUUAAUUUACUUGAAGCACAGAUUUGCUUUUACUUUAGAGGUGCCUUUUUGAUUUUGCUUUUUUAAGCAUCAUAUAUGCCCAUUUAUAUUACAACCUGCAGUGCUUAGUAUGCUCUGAAAUAGAAGGAGCAAUUUUAUACAGAAAGUUACUUUAUUCUGCUGCUUUUUUGUGUUGGAGUAAAAUAAAUGAACCAUACACUUUCAAAACUAGCUAUUACAUAGAGUGAAAAAAAAUAUUCAGAAGCCUUAUUUUUAACUUGAUAAAUAACUCAUUUUGUCACCAGAAAACAGAUUAUUUUACUUUAUGCUACUUACUAUGUAAAUAAUGAGGCUACUAUAAGUACCUGAAUGUUUUAAAAAUGACAAGUUUUUUUUUAAAAUGUAGGAAUAUUUAACCAAAAUAUUUUUAAUUAGAUUGAGGAAUUUUUAAAGGAAGGCAUUUUAAUAAUGUCAUAUAUGUUUAACAGAACUGCAUUUGGAAUAAUGAACAAUUUGAAGUAUGAAUUAAGUGUAUUUGUUUUUUAAUUAUUUUGGCUUGCAUUUCACAAAUUUGUAUUGAAGCUAGGUUAUUUGUGGAUUAAAUAUUAUUGAGAUAAAUAAUGAAGUUGGUAAAAUGUUACAUAAGGUUACUUUUUGCUUUGUAGAUACACUGAUAUAUUUUAAGUUGAAAGUGAAUGCAAGAUAGGUUACACAAUAAUCUGUGACAGCUAGGUGGUGCAAAUGACUCAUCUUUGAAUUUGAACACUUGAGAUGAACAAUAUGUGCCAUUAAUAGAAAGAGACUUGCAUCUUGGUGGACUCUAGGCCAAAAUAUUUACGAGUAUAUAAGUUUGGUUGGUUUCUGAAUAGAAAAGUGUUGUUUAAUAGAUCAUUAUUAAAUAUAUACUACAUUAUCUAGCAAAUAUUGAAAAAAAUGUUUAUUCCAAGUGGGAGAAAGGUUGGUUAAACUAAUCUCUCUUUCUUCUUGAAUAACUGAUCAUAGAGUUAUUACCAUGGAUGUUUUUGCUACAUGAAAUUUAUUGAUCUAUACUUUGGUUAAAAUAUUUUUUAGGAAUUUUGAAUUUCUAUAUUUAUUUUGAGGCUAGGAAGAUUAAAAUAGUAUUCAUGGACAUCCUACUAAAUCUGUAUUAUGAUCUUUGGCAAUUUUAACCAAACAAUUUUUGUUGAAAUAUAUAAAGUGUCAACGAUGUUUUGUUUCAGACUGGACAAACCAAUCUUUUUCAGGUUGAUUAGUUUCCCAGUGGAACAAAAUUGAAUAUAGCUGGAGUAUUCUGCAUAAAACGUAACUCUUUAAAGAUUUUAUAUCUAUAUCAUAUGGAAACAGUGGAAGCCUGGAACAAGAUGAGCCUCAUUUUUCAGUUGAGGACCCCCAUCCUGACUAAUUUCUGUUCCGCAACAUAUAGCAAAGUUGGUCAAAGAGUAUUUUUUAAAGAAGGGUUUAAAUAAAUCAACAAUUUAGGAUAUGUUUCUCCCCCCCCCCCCCCCAUUCUGUCAAGCUUAGCAAGAGGUAAAGUCCAGAGCACAAUCGGACAAGGCUCUAGACAAAGCAUCAGCAGUUAUUUUUGGAAAGCAGAGUUUAGAGUAAAUUGUGCACAACAAACUUCAUGGCUGUAUCACCAUCAGAACUCACUUGUGCAUUUAAUUAUUGCAACUAAAUGGUAUGUUUAAUUUCAGUUGAAUUUAAUUUUACUCAUGGAGGAAUCAUAAUUCAUUUAUUUUUACUGAGGUCAUUGCAUCGCAGAUUUUGAAAAUGUUUGCCCUAAAUAUUAAAAAGUAAAGUUUCUUUCUAAUUUACUUUGACUCCUAUUAGAGUCAUGAGAACAGCCAUGUAGUUUUCUUGGCAACAUUAUAAAGUGAUUUGCCAGUUCUUUUUUCCAGGAUUUUUAAAAUACUUCUUUACUAGCCUACAGUUCACAGUUGUCCUGAUAGAUUCCCAUCUAAGUACCAACAAGGUCCAUCUUUUCAAGAUCAACCAAGUUCAGCUUUAUUCUGUCAAAACAACAAACAAAAAAACAGCACAAGACAUACAAACAUUCAUUUUAUUUUUUCAUAGCAGUUUUUUUAAAAGGUGUAAAUGUACCUAUCAGGCAAGAGACUAGCCAAACUUACAUGGACAGUAAGUGGGCUAUCUUUUUAGGUAUCUCGUCAUUUGUCAUUCCAAAUGCCAAAGCAAAAGUGGCUCAGCUGUUGCCUGGAUCUUUGCCUAUUAGAAUUUUUGAACCCCAAAAGUGAAUUGAUCUAAACUUUUUCUGGUCCUCACUGUAUAUGAAAGGCAUCAUUCGAUUUGGAAUCUGGUUUAGACACAAUUAAGUUUCUAGCUAGGAUAUAUUAAUUGCCAAGACAAUAUUGAUUUUUCCACUCCCUCUGAUGGAUGGGUACCAGCAGAUAAUUUUUACAUUGAUAUGGUUUGAUUUUUUUUUUCAUUUUGUUUCAGAAAAAACACCAUAAUUCUCUGUUUCUUAAGCACAUGUGUCAAAGAAGAAUGGGUAUGGGUAAUGAUGAAAUGAUACAAUGUGUUUUCCUUCAAUCUUACUGUAGAGGUCUUUGAUUCACUUUUAUCUCUUCUUUGUUCGUAAAAAUACAUUUGGCAAAUUGUAUGUGUAUAUUAUCUGAUCAAAAUUCACUAAUCUCUGAUAGAGUGGCAUAAUAAACUAAACUUGCCUUCAGUUAUUGAAAUUCA